Herpailurus yagouaroundi (jaguarundi) is the source of this 5375-nucleotide messenger RNA. RefSeq names its product zinc finger protein 883-like. The record is from RefSeq and is a predicted model, not a curated record. The coding region runs from base 2805 to 4841 and encodes 678 amino acids. Gene Ontology annotation, molecular function: RNA polymerase II cis-regulatory region sequence-specific DNA binding; DNA-binding transcription activator activity, RNA polymerase II-specific. NCBI's taxonomy places the organism in Eukaryota, Metazoa, Chordata, Mammalia, Carnivora, Felidae. Gene Ontology annotation, cellular component: nucleus. Gene Ontology annotation, biological process: regulation of transcription by RNA polymerase II. The transcript is spliced from 7 exons.
GAGCACCACCAGUGUUCUAGGGCCUCACUGGCAGCUGGUCAGAAGCUGGGCUGCCGACCCUGCUGGGCUGGUCCGUCUCCAGCAGACCCUCAGUGCCGGCUGCAACCCCAGUCCUUUACUGCAGAUGCCCUCCUUGGCAGGCUUGACUCUUGCUUCUGGGACCUUCCCAGUGUUUAGUAGCUCUGCUGGGGUUUUGUGUCUCACCUGUGCUUCUGUGGGAAAGCAAGCCCAAGUUCCUUGUUCCCUUCUUGGCUCUGGUUCUCAUGAACCAUAUGUACAUUUAUGCAGCAUCUCAGCAGAACAGGUUGAUCAGAAUCACCUAGCCCGUCACUGUGAGAAGACGCGACAUCAAUUUUUAACUCUUACCAACUCUUCUGUCCCGAUUGCUUCUUUUAUCUCUGCUUAUUAUUUUGCUUGUGGUGCCAAGAUCCUGUCGAAUCAGUCUGGAGACAUUAAUCUGAACACUUUAAGUUAUCGGAAAUAUCUUUUUUUCCCCAUUAAUGGAUAUGGGUAGCUGGCGUGAGCUCACCUGCUCUUAUGCAGGUGUUUUUUGGCAAGCCUGUGGUGAAGUUGGUGGGACUGACGUCUGAUCUGUGUGGCCGGAGGACUUGCGUCCAGCCAUAGCAAAGCGGUGGAAGCAAAUGUGUCGUUUUCCUCUCAUGACCCUGUGGAACUUUGGGACGGGUUAGCAUCGAGGGCAGUGUCCGGGAGGAAGCUCAGCACCUGGUGCGGGUCCUCACACAGACAGAGGGUGGGUUUGCAUCUGGUGGGAAGUUAGGGUUACCUCCCUAUGCUUCCCUGAGCCCCGGCACCACCCUGCUGGAACCAUCUUCCCUCAUUUUUAUUUGGAAAGUGUAGACCACUCAUGAAAGUUUUCCUUGAGUUUGGUAAUCGUCCCUCCUACCAGCUGAGCCCAUGGACCCUGCCUGCAUCCUGGCUGGCUCUCCCUGCAACACAAUCUGCUUCAUCCUCUUUAAGGAGCACGUCAACUAUCAAGACGAGGAGUUCCUGAAUCAGAUUGGGUUGUUGAAUGAAAACGUUUCCAUAUUAAGCUCUUUCUGGGCCCAGGUAAAGCCAAUUGUCUCUGCUUGUUGGAUUACCUGCCACUGGUGUCAGGGGUGAGCCCGCGUGCAGAGUUCCACCGUGGGCAACAGGGAGGCAGCGGCCCAGGGUGCACCUGAGAUGAUGGAGGGCAGCUGUGGAAAAGUGAUAGGGCCACUUAUGUAACACAGCUGAAAGCCCGUUGGAGAGGCAGUCAGGCUGCCCUCUGCCAACACGUCUCUUCUGACGUGCCGACAGAGGCUGCAGCCCGCUCGGGGUCCUGCAGCCAGAAAUGGGAAGGGGCUGCAGAGGGUAGGGUCCCCCUUAACAGAGAUGCUUCAACGCCUCACAACCUGUCUUCGCUUUUGAGUCCUGGAGGCGGAAGGAAGGGUGUGGCUUUUCCCUACAAUUUGUGGCCAUUGCUCAGUCACUAUCUUCCUGGGAGACACCAGAAUAUUUUUAAAACACUCAGAAUAUAAGAAAUUUCAUUUUGGAGAGAGUAGUACAGCAUCAAGGGGCUCUGGAGUCUGAGCGGCCCUGGGACUACGUCGACCGCUUCCUCAACAUUUUGGAGGAGGUGCGUGUGGAAGACCCCCCCGUGCUGCAUGGGCAGCUGCGUGGCCCUCAUUGCAUAGAUGUUGCCUGGGCUCCGUGCACGCAGGUCCAGGUCUGACGCCCCUUGUCUGGAAGACCCCAGGCCUCCAUGGUGUGUUUCCCCACCACUGGGCUGACAUGUGGAGCGCGUACCUUUCCCUCAUUAACUGCCUGAUGGUUCAGUGUUUACUCAGCACUUGCUCGGCAAAGUGACCUGACUGAGACCAUCCCUCCUGCCCCCCAGGAGCCCAUGGACCAUCACAGAACUGCAGGUAAAGUGGCUGGUAUUCAGGGUGACGGUUGGAACCAUUGCUACUUUGGGAGCACAGGUCGCCUGUCUCUAAUCCCUGGACAGAGCCCACCAUGGGACAAUGAAUAAGGGCCUGGUGGCUAACGUGUGUGUGUGUGCGUGUGUUUAUGCACAAGUGGGCCCUGUUUUUACCUUUUCUUCAAGACUACGUCCAAAGCACAACAUCUUAAAGUAUAUUUUCCACUAUGCAAGAUGUUACAACUAUUAACCUCUUUGCUGAUUACAAAAGGCAUCAAGUGAAAAUCACUUAGGCAAAAAAAAAAAAAAAAGGGCAUAAAAUAACCAUUCAUAUACGCCAUAAACAUUCCACCUCCUAAGGACUUAUUGUCCUUUCUAACCCACAUCUGUGUGUGUCUAAUAGAGGACUUAUGAUGAAAUCAUGUAACUGAUUACUCCACUAUCUACAGGGAAACCGACCCAUAUUCUGAAUUUAAUGUUGAGAACCUAGCAGCUGUUGGCUCUAACCUGUUCAGCGCUGGCCCGGAGACGGUCAGCAGCACACUGUGGCUGGCCCUGCCAAUCUGGCUGAAGCACCCAGAGGUGGAAGGUAGAGUCCACAAGGAAAUCAACAGAGUGGUUUCCCCUGCAUGAGCGACAGUGCCUGGAUGCUCUACACAGACGCCGUGGUGCGUGAGCUCCAGAGAUACGUUAAUCUCGUCCUGCCCAAUCUGCCUCAUGCCGUGACUCAGGACACCUAGUUCAGACAGUGCUUCACUCGUAAGCUGUGUGUAGAGAGCCUCACACAAGAGAAUCCAGGACCUGGGAGCAAGUCACCGCAGUCCUGUCAUGACUGGUCCAUUGGCCCUCUCUCCCAGCUGUCCUCCCACAGUCCUCGUUGCGUUUCCAAGAGCAGCAGAACAUGCAGAAUUCAUCUCUGGGGUUGGUGUCGUUUGAGGAUGUGGCUGUGAACUUCACCUGGGAGGAGUGGCAGGACCUGGAUGAUGCCCAGCGGACCCUGUACAGGGUCGUGAUGCUGGAGACCUACAGUAGCCUGGUGUCACUGGGGCACUGCAUUACCAAACCUGAGGUGAUCGUCAAGUUGGAGCAAGGAGCAGAGCCAUGGACAGUAGAGGAACCCCUAGAGCAGAGCCUCCCAGAUGUCCAGACUGCAGGUGACCUGAUGGAGACUGGCCAGGAGUAUCAGAGCAGACUUUUGUGGCAAGUUGGAUUGGCCAACUAUGAAACGUCAACGAAGGAGAGAACCAGUUUGGGAAAAACACUUAAUUUGAGUGCAGCCGACGUUUCAAAACUGAUUGUAAAUAACAGAAGCUACUCAGGAGUGAAGCCAGAGUUGUGUAAUGUGUGUCAGAACACGUUUCUCCCUGGUGAGCCUGGUGGGAUGCGUGUUGGAGAGAAUGCCGAGGAAUGUCAUACAACUGGGAGCCCCCUCAGGUGUGCCGAGUGUCCUAGUUGUCAUCUGAGGAAUCAGACUUUGUGGCAGCCUCUUGAAUUUAGUGGGCAAGGGAAAGACUUCAACAAGGGGGCAACACUCUGUACCUGUAGGAGAGCUCACAUGGGAGAGACUGCCUGUAGGUAUAAUGAACAUCGGGAAGCCUGUGGUAAGUCAGCUGUCACUGCCCAAGAGAGAACUCACAUAGGGGAGAAUCACUGUGGAUGUAACAAAUGGAGGAACACUUUUUGUGAGAAACCAACACAGUUGAAUCUUGGUCUAGCCGAUUUCGAGGAGCAACGCCAUAAACAUGAUCAAAGUGGGGGUAAUUUCAGCAAGAAAUCACACCUCGCUCAGCUUUCGAGAACUCCGUUAGAAGAGAAAACUUUUGAAUGUGAUGUAUGUGCUAAAACUUUCUACAAGAGGUCUAAUCUCAGUAAACAUCGGAAAAUACACACAGGAGAGAAACCCUAUAAAUGUAGCGAGUGUGAGAAGACCUUCAUUAGUAAAACAGUUCUUACAGUACAUCGGAGAACUCAUACAGGGGAGAAGCCCUAUGCAUGUGUCGAAUGUGAGAAAUCUUUCUGCCAUAAGUCACACCUGACUGUUCAUCAGAGAAUCCACACAGGGGAAAAACCGUAUGAAUGUUAUGAAUGUGGGAAAUCCUUCCCUGUGAAAACAAAACUCACCGUACAUCUGAGAACACACACAGGGGAGAAGCCCUAUGAAUGUAAUGAAUGUAGGAAAUCCUUUUACCAGAAGUCAGCCCUCACCAUACAUCAGAAGAUUCACAAUAGGGAGACACAUCAUGAAUGCAAUAACUGUGGUAAGACAUUCCAUAAGAAGUCAGUUCUCACUGCACAUCAGAGAACUCAUACAGGAGAGAGACCUUAUGAAUGUAAACAAUGUGGGAAGUGCUUUGGCCAUCGCCCAGCUCUCACUGUACAUCAGAGAACUCACACAAGAGACAAACCUUAUAAAUGUAACGAAUGUGGGAAAUCCUUUUGUGUGAAGCCAAAACUCACUGUGCAUCUGAGACUUCACACAGGUGAGAAGCCCUUUGAAUGUAAGGAGUGUGGGAAAACUUUCUACCAGAAGUCCAAACUCACUGUACACCAGAGAACUCACACUGGUGAGAAACCUUAUGAAUGUAAUGAAUGUCGGAAAACCUUUUGUGAGAAGUCAACCCUCAAUAGGCAUCAGAGAACUCACAGGGGAGAGAAACCUUAUGGAUGUAAAGAAUGUAGGAAAACUUUCUACCAGAAAUCAGCCCUCACUGUUCAUCAGAGAACUCACACAGGAGAGAAACCCUAUGAAUGUAAUGAUUGUGGAAAAACCUUCUGUCAGAAAUCACACCUCAGCAAACAUUUGAGAACUCACACAGGGGAGAAGUCAUGUGUGGCAGAGACUGGCUGUAUGUAUACCAAAACUCACUUUCUCUUUGUGUUGGGCACACAGUUAGCCUACAUUUCUCAGCCUCCCUUUGUUGUGGGUGGGACCAUGUAACUGAGUUCUGGCCAAGAGAAUAUGAACACACAUGAUGAACAGUACUUCUAAGCCUGGCCACAAAAAAAACCAAAAACCAAAAAAACAACAGGCAUUUGCUGAGUUUUUUUAUUCCCUGUGCUCCUGAAGUGCAGAUGACACACAGGUUUGUCUUCAAAGCCAUAGAGUGAAGAUUGCAACCAUGACCUCAGGCAGAAAUAAUUGAUUGUGGAGGGCAGAAAUCUUUCCAUCUCUGCCUCAGAAAUCCUCACUUGUACUUUACCUGAGUGAGAGCCCUUCUAUGUGUGACCUGACUACAGCACUACCAAUCCAUUGUAGCCAGUUCACUUUAUGAAUUUGUGAAUUUGUGGCAGGCUUCUGUUGAAGUUACCAGUCCUUGUGUAGGAAACUCACAGAGGAAAGAACCUGUGUUUUCAUCUUUCAACCCUAAGUCAGAAAUCAUAGGAAGAAAUAAUGCAGUAAAUGUCGGAAUACCUUUAUUGGUCAGAGAUAGCUCAUUGAACAGUGAGAAUAAAGUAAAACCUGAUAAAUACC